AUGCUGGAGGUGUCCAAGAGAGUGGAGGCAAAUGGGAUCAAUACCUUGAUAAAGCAGCUCAUGAACAACGGUGAGCUCGAGUGUUUCGCAGAGAGGUUGACCGAGUUAAUCACAACCUUCCAGGAUGUAUUCGCGCUCAGUGACAAGGAGCUGUCGCAAAUGAAUCUCCUUGAACAUGACAUUGACCUGGGUGACACCAAGGCCAUCAAGCGAAGAACCAAAGCAGUGCUAAAAGGAGCAAGGCCAGAGUUGAAGAAUAUUUUGAAUAAUCUGGAAGAACAAAAGUUCAUUAGGAAAUCAACUUCAGAAUGGGCAUCUCAAAUAGUGUUAAUCCAGAAGAAGGAUAAAACGUUUCGACUGUGCGUCGAUUAUAGAGCACUGAACAAGCACACAAAGCACAUUCUUACCCCUUACCUAUCAGGAACACUCUCCUUCAGAGCCUAG
Messenger RNA from Haemonchus placei, 444 nucleotides. NCBI's taxonomy places the organism in Eukaryota, Metazoa, Nematoda, Chromadorea, Rhabditida, Trichostrongylidae. The record is from the annotation of a GenBank genome assembly.